ACAGUAGACGUAUAGAAGAAAAUAAGAUAUGAAAAAAAGGGGUAAAAAGUUAUAGCGAAGAAGCUAUUCGUGCCGACCCAUAGUAUCGAGUUCCCGGCAAAAGCCUCUUCCAUCACCCUUUCAUCGACCUUACGAUCCCCGGUGAGUUCAGUCCAGAUUAAACAUUCCAUAUGAAGAAGUCUCCACUGCCAGUGCAAAAUAUAUGUGGAACUGAGAAACAGAUAUGUGGAAGGGAAGCUUUAGUGAAACUUUUAAGAUGGCAUUUUGGGCAUUCUGAAUUCCGGGGGAAGCAGUUGGAAGCUAUUGAAGCAGUUAAAUCAGGAAGAGAUUGUUUUUGUUUGAUGCCGACUGGUGGAGGGAAGUCGAUGUGUUAUCAGAUCCCUGCACUCUUAAAAACAGGAAUUGUGCUUGUUGUUUGUCCUUUAAUAGCCUUGAUGGAAAACCAAGUGAUGGCACUGAAGGAGAAAGGUAUUGCUGCUGAAUAUCUUUCCUCAACCCAAACAUCACAAGUGAGAAAUAAGAUUCACGAAGACCUUGAAUCUGGGAAACCAUCCUUAAGGUUGCUGUAUGUCACACCAGAGCUGAUUGCAACAUCAGGAUUUAUGCCAAAGCUAAAAAAGUUGCAUGCUAGAGGGUUGUUGAAUCUGAUUGCCAUCGAUGAGGCACAUUGCAUCUCAUCAUGGGGCCACGAUUUCAGGCCUAGCUACCGGAAGCUUUCUGCUCUAAGGAACUGCCUACCUAACAUACCGAUAUUGGCUUUGACUGCUACUGCUGUUCCAAAAGUUCAGAAGGAUGUGAUAGAAUCAUUGUGCUUGCAAAACCCUUUAGUACUGAAAUCGUCAUUUAACCGUUCAAAUAUAUAUUAUGAAGUUCGAUACAAAGAUCUUUUGGACGACUCAUAUGUUGAUUUAACAAAUCUACUGAAAAUUUGUGGGGAUGUCUGUGCAAUUGUUUACUGCCUUGAACGUACAACUUGCGAUGACCUCGCUGCUCAUCUAUCAAAGAAUGGCAUUUCCUGUGCUGCAUAUCAUGCUGGCUUGAACAAUAAAUUGCGGAGUUCUGUUUUGGAUGAUUGGAUUUCUUCUAAGACACAAGUAGUUGUGGCCACAGUGGCCUUCGGGAUGGGUAUAGACCGAAAGGAUGUCCGAAUCGUUUGCCACUUCAAUAUUCCUAAGUCAAUGGAAGCCUUCUAUCAAGAGUCAGGCAGAGCUGGUCGAGAUCAAUUGCCCUCUAGAAGUGUGUUGUACUACGGAAUGGAUGAUAGGAGAAAAAUGGAAUUUAUUCUGAACAAAGCUGAAAGCAAGAAGAUGCAGUCGUCGGGCGUGCAAGAUGGGUCAUCAAAGAAGUCGUUAGUAGACUUCAACAAAAUGGUCGAGUAUUGUGAAGGUUCUGGUUGCCGUAGGAAGAAAAUUCUUGAGAGUUUUGGAGAACAGGUACCUGCAUCACUAUGUAAAAAAUCAUGUGAUGCCUGCAAACAUCCUACUCUGGUUGCCAAGUAUUUGGAGGAGCUCUCAGCUAUUGCCUUUUGCCACAAAAAUGGAUCUUCUCGAAUAUUUAUAAGCAGCUCCUCAAAUCUGAUUGAUGAAGAGCAAUUCUCAGAAUUCUGGAAUCGCAAUGAUGAAGCAAGUGGGUCUGAGGAAGAUAUAUCUGAUUGUGAUGAUGGUAUUGAUGUUGCAAAGAGCGUAGCCCGGUCAAAGUUAUCAUCAAAAUCAAGACUAAAUGAGAAGAUUGAGGUGUUGCAGCGUGCAGAAGAGAAUUAUUAUCAGCAUAAAAUCCCCGACAAACAGAACAAUAAGUUGGACAAGAAUGCCAUAUCUGAAAAGCUGAGAGAAGCAAGUAAGCAAAGAUUAUUAAAUGCUUUGAAGGAAACUCAGCAGCGGCUUCGCAACUUACGGAUUGACUUGGAAACAUCAGCCACCUUCCUCGAAGAUGAGUGCUUCAAGAAAUAUGGGAAGUCUGGGAAAUCGUUCUAUUAUUCACAAGUAGCAAGUACAGUGAGGUGGCUUUCAACCUCAAAUUUCACAGAAUUGAUGACUAGGCUCAGCACGAGUACUGGUUCUACUUCCAAAAGCAUAAACUCGAAAAUGAAUUCUUCUCCAACAUCAUCCUCUUUGUUAGAUAGACCGACGGAAAUUAGGAAUGAAGAAAUCCACGACAGUGUUAGAUCAGAAACUAAUGUAAAUCCACCACAGAGCAUUUCCCAAGGUAUAAAGCUGCCGCCAAUCCCAUCUUUCUCGGAUUUUAUUAACAGCAAAAAAGCCAAUGACAAUCAAUUGUCGUCAAAAAGUCAUUCACCCAGUGGAGAUCCCAAGAAUCUGGAGAAGAGGAUGAGACUGAAGUAGAUCGAAUUGGUAUGUUUUUGCACAUGUUCGUGGUUCAUUUGAUUGUUGCAUUGCGCACACCACAGACAUGUAUGCUGCAAAUUCUUUACUGACUAAAUAUAAUUUGUGACUAUAGGCGUUUCUGACA
Messenger RNA from Cornus florida, 2469 nucleotides. Its product is annotated as ATP-dependent DNA helicase Q-like 3. Gene Ontology annotation, biological process: double-strand break repair via homologous recombination. Bases 171 to 2342 code for a protein of 723 amino acids. The record is from RefSeq and is a predicted model, not a curated record. Gene Ontology annotation, molecular function: four-way junction helicase activity; 3'-5' DNA helicase activity; ATP binding. NCBI's taxonomy places the organism in Eukaryota, Viridiplantae, Streptophyta, Magnoliopsida, Cornales, Cornaceae. The transcript has 20 exons. Gene Ontology annotation, cellular component: chromosome; cytoplasm.